Solanum verrucosum is the source of this 1174-nucleotide messenger RNA. RefSeq lists its product as uncharacterized. The transcript has 4 exons. NCBI's taxonomy places the organism in Eukaryota, Viridiplantae, Streptophyta, Magnoliopsida, Solanales, Solanaceae. The record is from RefSeq and is a predicted model, not a curated record. Bases 161 to 838 code for a protein of 225 amino acids.
CCCCCCAACCCAACCCCCAAAGAAUCCAUUUUUCCCAAAUUAAGCAAUUAACUACCCAAAAGCCCAAAAAUUAGUGGCUAAAUAGCCACUGAUUUUCUAUAAAGUUUUAAUCUUGUUGAGUUUACAUGAAAUUGGCUUUGUGGGUGUGUGUUUAAAACUUAUGGGGAAGAGAAAGAGAAGAGCUGAUCUCAAUAAAACUCAUUCUCUUACUGACCAGCUGCCUCCACCUGGGAUGGAUGCAUUGUCGAGACAGACCUCUCAUCAAGUUGAUGUCUAUGCAACAAAGUCUUUCUCAUCAAUUAUGGAUAUCAUAGAUGAUUCUUCAAAGGCAACACAAUGCCAACAACCAUCUAUUGUUCACCGUCGAAAUAUUGACCAGGCAAUGUGUUCAAAGAAUCCUCAUCACUACUAUGGGCUCCAUUAUACUCGACGGAGGUCUGCUAAUAAUGCUGAGGCAUCAACUUCCCGUGGUGGGACGACUCCUCUUUAUGAUGAGCUGAUGUCUGCAAAGCCAGCUAUUAAAUGCAACUCGGAUUCUGGACAUGACACAGAGAGUAAACAGAGUGAACUUCACAAACCAGAAAGUGUUGGCGUUGCGCCCAGUUUACUGGCAACGAAUGCAACAUCUUCCAAUGUCACCAAGCUCUUUUGCGGAUUAUGUCAGAAGCCUUUGAGAAAGAAACGCUAUAUGCUCGAUAGCAACAUACCUUCCUGUGAGCCCUCUGUUGUGGCAGUUUUAGUUUGUGGUCAUCUUUACCAUGCUGAUUGUUUGGAGGAAAGAACACAUCAUGACAAUGUAACAGAUCCUCCCUGCCCGAUCUGUCGUGGCAUCAAUUGAGUAGGUUUGCUUUUGUACCUGAAUGUAGAUAACCUCAGGUGCAGAUUCAGGAUUUGAAAGGCUCCGAGUAGACAUAUAUACAUAUGUCUUAAAAUCUCGAUACAAUGUAACUAACUAUAUGUUAUGUUUAUAUAUAGUUCGAGUCAAAGGCAGUGGGUGCGCGUUUAAUCGUUUGGAUACCAGAUGUAUUGAGAGGGAAAUGUAGCUUACAAGAUGCAUCAACAAUCAGUUAGCUUUCUGUAUAAACUUUUCAGUGUUUUCUUUGAAAAUAUUUGUAAUGCAUUAGUCUAACUCUAAUAGAAUUUAUAUAAGACAUUAGUCUAUGACAAAUUGAUG